CACAUGAAGUCACCCACAUGCUAAUCUUACCCCAUAUCAUUCUCUCAAACUAGUCAUGGUGCCACACAGGUCACCAUAGCAUUGACACAAACACUCACACGAGCUAUUCACUACUGUAAAACCACGGUGGCGCUUUUCGCCGGAAAAAAAACCCGACCCGAAAUUCUCACCCGACUUCAAUUCCUCACUCAAAAUCUCACUCCCAAAUUCCCAAUUUCUUCCUGUACGAAAUUCCCAGUAACUUAUCUGAGAUUCUGAGCAUUUUCAUUUCUCAGAUUUGUACAGGAAAUCUUGAAAAACCCAAAAUUCAGAGGUACCCAGAAGCGUAAUUCAACAUGAGAAGCGCAGGGAAAGGUAGCCAGGAUGAGGAUGAGUACGAAGACGACGACUUUGGCUCCAAGAAAGAUGGCCCUUCUUCCAAUUCAUCCAAUCCCAAUAGUAAAGAUGCUAAGAGCAAUGAUAAGGCUAGUGCUAUAAGAUCGAAGCAUUCGGUGACGGAGCAGCGGAGAAGGAGCAAGAUCAAUGAGAGAUUCCAGAUAUUGAGAGAUCUAAUACCCCAUAGUGAGCAAAAACGAGAUACGGCAUCGUUCUUGCUGGAGGUGAUCGAGUAUGUGCAGUAUUUACAGGAAAGGGUAAACAAGCAUGAAGGUUCGUGCCAGGGGUGGAGUGCAGAGCCGACAAAGUUAAUGCCAUGGAGAAAUAGCCACUGGCGUGUUCAAAGUUUUGCUGGUCAUCCUCAGCCGAUAAAGAAUGAUAUUGGUGUAAUUUCACCAUUUCCUGGAAAGUUUGACGAAAAUAACAUCUCUAUUAACAGCACACAGAAUCCAGUAGAAUCUGAACCUAGCAGGGAUGUUGCAUCUAAAAUCAUGGAUCAGCAAACUGAGAUAGUGAAUAAGGGACUUCCUCCACCUAUGCAUCUGCCAGAAAAUCUGCUUCCCGCUGUCAGAAGUGAUGGUAUGCUUGCCCAUCCUCUGCACGGACCAAUUUCUGAUGCUCAGUCAACUCAAUGUCCCACUACCAGUGGUGAUGCACUGAAUCAACAGGAGCAUCUGACUAUCGAAGGUGGAACAAUAAGCAUAUCAAGUGUUUACUCACAAGGGUUAUUGAACUCUCUGAGUCAUGCACUGCAGACUGCAGGUGUAGAUCUGUCACAGGCUAGCGUCUCAGUGCAGAUUGAUCUUGGUAAUCGCACAAACCGAGGGCUGUCUGCUGGAACACCUGCUUCUAAGGAUCAUGAGAAUCCCCAUUCGAGCAAUCAAACAAUGGCACAUUUUAGGGAUGCUGGCAGUGGAGAUGAUUCAGAUCAAGCUCAUAAGCGGCUGAAGUCAUAAGAUUUUACUCGGUAUCCAUUUCGUUCAGAUUUUACUCUCACAUUCUACUUUGGAAGUCUUAGUGCCAUCUUCUGGUUAGUGUACAUGCAUUGUGUUGUUUUCUUUAUACUAUUCCUUGAACUCAUAUGUUGAGAACCAUUUCCUUAAUAAUAGUUUUCUUUCAAGACUUGUGUUAGGGAAAGCCAUUUCAGUUGUAUCAUACAUAUUUGUUUCUAAUGGAGCCACUCAGGGCUGAUCUAUUGGUAAUAAUUGGUGUCUUGUGCAUAUAUUUUCCAGCAAACUUUCAUUACC
Molecule: messenger RNA, 1622 nt
Organism: Fragaria vesca subsp. vesca
Lineage: Eukaryota; Viridiplantae; Streptophyta; Magnoliopsida; Rosales; Rosaceae
Product: transcription factor BIM2-like
Exons: 7
Coding region: 336-1331 (331 amino acids)
Biological process (GO): DNA-templated transcription
Molecular function (GO): DNA-binding transcription factor activity; protein dimerization activity
Source: RefSeq, a predicted model, not a curated record